Diatraea saccharalis (sugarcane borer) is the source of this 2473-nucleotide messenger RNA. NCBI's taxonomy places the organism in Eukaryota, Metazoa, Arthropoda, Insecta, Lepidoptera, Crambidae. The record is from the annotation of a GenBank genome assembly.
ACAAAUACGCUGUAACAAUGCUGUGGUUACUUUUUGGUGUAACGUUAGUAUUAGGGGAGGGUGUAGUGGAGGAAAAUUCAAAUAUAGUGGUCAUCAAACAAGGUCCUGUAAGAGGAUACAAAGUGGCUGGUACAAAUGUGUUUGCUUACCACAAUAUUCCAUAUGCGACAGCACCAACAGGGCCAAACAAAUUUAAGGCUCCUUUGCCGCCACCAGAAUGGACUGAGGUUUAUGAUGCAAUUGAUAAGCAAGUCACUUGUCCCCAAAGUUGGCCAACUGUGAAUCCCAAAGAGGAUUGUCUUAUUGCCAGUGUUUUCGCUCCUGAAAAUCGAACGAACUUACCAGUUUUGGUAUACGUUCAUGGAGGAGCAUUUCAGAUAGGUUCUGGCAAUUAUGCAACUAAAUUUGGUAUUAACAGUAUUUCUGAGUUAAUUGUAGUCAACUUCAAUUAUCGUCUAGGGGUACACGGUUUCUUGUGCUUGGGUACAAAGGAAGCCCCAGGAAAUGCUGGUAUGAAAGAUCAACUAGCACUUUUACGAUGGGUCCAUGAUAAUAUCGCUGCAUUUGGUGGCAAUGCUGAUGAUGUAACUAUUAUGGGUUGUAGCGCGGGAGGCGCAUCUGUUGAUCUGUUAAGACUUGCAAGUGUUACGGAGGGUCUGUUUAAGAAAGUUAUAGCAGAAAGCGGUGCAAAUGCAGGCGCGUUUGGCAUACAGCACAACCCGAUAGAAAACGCCAAAUAUUAUGCAAAAGCCCUGGGUUUUGAAAAUAUUGACGAUUUAAGCGCAUUGUCCAAUUUCUACACCUCUGCUUCUUUGGAAACUUUAUUCUCGAGAUCAGAUUUGGUUAGCAAUAGGCCUGAUUCGAGUGUUAUUUUUGCGCCAUGUGUGGAGAAAGAUAUUGGUAUAGAAAUGUUUCUCGACGAUGCUCCAGUGAAUAUAUUAAAAAGCGGUUCAAAUAAUGCGCACCCCGUAUUAUAUGGCUUUGCUAAUUUAGAAGGCGUAAUGCGACUUGGACACUUCCAAAACUGGAGCAUGAGAAUGAAUGAAAACUUUUCAGAAUUUUUGCCAGCUGAUUUAGCUUUUGAAAAUGUAGAAGAAAAAGAGGCUGUAGCGAAGCGAGUCAAAGAAUUUUAUUUCGGAGAUAAGCCCGUAUCCCCAGAUACAAUUCAAGCUUACGUUGAUUAUUUCUCGGAUACAUUAUUUGUCUACUCAAUACUAAGAUCAGUGAAAUUAAGUACUGAAUCUGGAAAUAACAGCACGAUAUAUUUGUAUGAAUAUUCAUUUGCCGAUAUUAAUUCAAUAGCAUUACCUGGCGGUAUGACUGGAGCACUUCACUGUGAUCAAAUACAAGCUUCAUUUGAUAGAAAUGAAAUCUUUUUCACAGAAGAACGAAGAAACAUUAUGGCUAAAAUGAGAAGAAUGUACAGUGACUUUAUUACAACCGGGAGCCCAGUCUCUGAAGAUUCUUUACUGCCGCCGUGGAGUCCGACAAACGCUAACAGAGAUCCUUACAUGGCUAUGGGAGUGAACAUAUCAGUUCAAGGGCCGCUGUAUGAGGAACGCGCUAAUCUCUGGGAUGACAUAUACGGGAAGUACUACCGCGCACCCAUCCCACCUGGAAAUUCUGCUAAGAUUCUUAGCAUCAACAAACUAUUAUGGAUAAUGUAUAUUAUAGUUUUAAUACCUAAUUUGAGUGUGUUGCUGAGGAAAGCAACCAUAACUAUUUAAUUUAUUUUAAACAUAGUUCUUUUGAUAUUUUAAGAAUCAAGAAUAGAGUGUAUUAGAGAGAUCUUAGUCAAAAAAUUUUAUUGAAUGAUGUAACGUUUAAAGUCACAAUCAUUUUUGGAACGAAUGAUGAUUUGAAUGAUCAAGAAUCAUGUAAAAACUUUACAGCUUAAUCUUUUCAUCUAACGCUUGUCUUAGACCAUCAAAGCCAUAUAAAGCCUAAUUAACAAUAUCUUUCAAAAAACGUCGCGAUAGCAAUUGCUUUUUUAACUUUACGUUGUAGCGUCAAGUUCGUCAAUAUCUUUUAAUUUUCAAAUUAAAAAGGUAUUGCGAUUUAUUUUAAAAUAAGACAUGUAGGUUUCUCUUCAUCAAAAUAUUGCGUCUAUUUCUGUAUGUAUACUGAGCAAUGUCCUUAGAACGUGUAUUGCGUUAUUUUUAAGUAUUUAUUUAGUAUUAACUUUAAAAUCAAAAAAAUAAUUGGCAUAUUAAUGAUAUAUUUUAUAAGCUAUGGAUACUUAAUCUAUGAAAGAUUAAUUGACGUGAUAUACUUAUCAAUAUAAUUCAUUAUAAUAAGCUUCGUAUCAUUGAAGUAUAAAUAAUAAGCCAUAUCAAAAUAUUUCUUUGGAUUAAUUAUAUUUUCAAAACAUGAAAUUCUUUUUUAUAGAAUCGUCAUUUGUGUAUUAGCUAGUGAUAUGUUUUCAACGCAUUAGAUCAUUUUUCGUCGUCAUGGAUGAAACAGUUCUCUAAAU